This is a messenger RNA of Cladocopium goreaui, 2205 nucleotides long. The record is from the annotation of a GenBank genome assembly. Lineage: Eukaryota; Dinophyceae; Suessiales; Symbiodiniaceae.
AUGGUGUCAAGAUGUCUCCGAUGGCUUCUGCAGCUUACGUUGUUGGCAACACUUGUGCAUUGCGAAGGUGCGACUGCGGAGUCAACACUGGACUUCGAGGGAACUCAACCCUGCGGCGAGCGCUUGCGGCAAGAUGGUCAGUGUGAGGCAGAUCCUGCUGAGUUUUCACCCUCCUUGGGCUGUGAGGCCAAGGGAGCGGUCCCCUGUGGCAGCCGCUGCUGUUGCCCCAAGGAGAGGCCCUGCUGGAGGUCAACGUCGUCGCAGGAGUCUCGUUGCAGCAAAUGUGCAGGCGCCUUUGUACAGUGGCGUGAAACACAAGGUUUUUCUGCGGAACGGAUGUUAGCAGGUUUGCUGCUAGCACCCCGUUCAGCAAUCUUCAUCCAGGAUCUUCUGCAAGCAUGUGGAAGCACAUCGCCUUUUGCUGAUCGAUCUUGGGCUUGGUUGCUGGCGAGGCUUUUCGCCCCUCAGUUGACAGAGAUGCCACACAUCAUGGCGUGGGCUGAAGACUCCUUUUGGUGGGCUUUGGGCCUGGUCCACGCUUUGGUUGGACAUCUCUUGGCAGAGGCCAGUUUGCUUCUGCGCCUUUGCAUCAUUUGCAUAGGUCCAGGGACCAGAUCCCUACGCCGACAAGCCAUGACACAGGAGAUUCAGUUGAGCCUUCAAAGCGGCUUAGCAUCUCUGGUGUUGGUGGCCGGCACAUUGGCAUUGCAUUUGGCACCGGGAGGUUCCGUGAUGCUGGGAUGGGCCGUCAGCCUGCUUUUGGCCUGGCGCUGCUGGGAGGCCACGGUGGCUCCGUUCUGGUGGUUUCGUGCACGGCGCAUGGGCAUGGCAGCGUCUCAUUUGUUGGUGGUUCUGGCACUGCUGAACCGUUCGAAGAACAUCCACUUUGAUCUCUUCACUUCAUUCAUGAUGCUUGGACCAGGAGCCUUUUUGGGCUGCAAGAUUGCUUUGGAAUUCUUCGUGGGAGAGCGAACGCCUGUCUUUGUGCAACGUUGGCGCUUCCUGGAAAGUUCGGUGGAGCAACUCGCAACGUUAACGCGUCGACAGCUGCGCUUCGCACCCAAUGUGAUUUACAUCAGCUCACCAGAGGAACUGACAGGAGAGGCCAGAGAGAUCGGCUUAGACUUUGGUGGUUUGUUUCGCGACUGGUUGGCGCAACUGGCCUUAGGCCUGUUUGAUGCCGAAAAUGGUUUGGUGGAACACAGUUGUGUUGAUGGCACCUGCUAUGCCCGCCUGAAGCCUGGAGGAGAUUUGAAGCGCCUGGAGGCCAUGGGCAAAGUCCUGGGUUUGGCGCUACGAGACCAACAGCCACUGGGAGUUGAAAUCUGUCCACCUUUGGCACACCUUUUGACCCAUCCCACACUUCCGCGAGCCUUGCAGCACAUCCGGGAGAGUCUUCCCGUCCCCCUGGGCCAACCAUCAGUUCCUCCCAUGGACGCCGAGCCCAGCGACGGCCUUCCGACGUCUCCAUCCGUGUCAGGUGGUGAGGAAUUGCGGCGUUUGGGCUUCUGUGCUGAAUGGCUGCGCUAUGUCAGCCAGGAGGAAUACGACUUCUGGCGUCGUGCAGCCCACGGUGCAGCGCCGCUGGAUGCGGUGGAUUACCAAGGACCACGUAGCGCUGAAGGCCUAAGGGAACACAUGGAACGGAAGGCCUUGAGCUCGCUGGUGCUGGACGUGUCUACUGAGUUAGAACAUCUUUGGCGUGGCCUUCGCUCAGUGCCCAACGUGUCUUUGCCGUCCUUGGAGCGUGAAGUGAAACGAGGGCUGGAAGAUGCAGAGGAGGAGAGACCCAGCAAACGGCGACGUUUGGAAAGGAGCGUUUUGCAGGGCCUCAUCUCCGGUGGUCCCGACGUCCCCGUGACGUUGUGGCAGGGGGUCACCAGGUACAGCCCGGUAGAGGCAACCCAGGCCUUGGACGGACAACGCACCGUCAUGUGGUUCUGGGACUAUGUGUCGUCGCUUUCAGUGGAGCAACGUUCGCAGCUGCUGCAGUGGAUCACGGGCUAUCGACGCAUCCCCCCAGGCGGUUUCCCUGCACCUGUGCCUUACAUGACGUUGUACCUGGCGAAUGUGGGCCCCGAUCGCUUGCCAACGGCACACACCUGUGGUCUGCAAUUAGACCUGCCUCGAAGCUAUGCUGAUGCUGCUCAGCUAGGCCAGCGACUGGGACAAGCCAGCGCUGAGAGGCAGUUUUACCUGGUUUGA